Erpetoichthys calabaricus (reedfish) is the source of this 2971-nucleotide messenger RNA. RefSeq names its product sperm-associated antigen 16 protein. Gene Ontology annotation, cellular component: axonemal central apparatus. Gene Ontology annotation, biological process: axoneme assembly. NCBI's taxonomy places the organism in Eukaryota, Metazoa, Chordata, Cladistia, Polypteriformes, Polypteridae. The record is from RefSeq and is a predicted model, not a curated record. The transcript has a single exon. Bases 129 to 1943 code for a protein of 604 amino acids. Gene Ontology annotation, molecular function: protein binding.
UAUUGGUGUUACUGUACCCGGAUAAACUCAGCUCUGUCAAGCUCGCGCGAGAGUCCGACUUUCGUUUCCGUGGCAACAGAACAGUAUCUAUGUAAACAUUGUACAAACGCAGCGAAGAAGCAGGCAGCAUGGCAAAUUCGUCCUCAGCAGAAGCAAUCGAGAUGGAAGAAGGCGCGUUCUAUCUGGAAAGGGUCUCCGUAAGUGAAUAUAACGAAGAUGACUACCAGUAUGAGGAGGUACAGCCUGACGAAGACUGGAGCCUUGGGGAUGCCAGUGAAGACCUGGAAAGCGCUAUGAAAGCUGUCAUUGGUCAGCUAGAGGAAACUGAAGCGACUCCCAGGAGACCAGCCUCGACUAAAGAAGCCCAGACAAAACAUCCAGAAAUAGUUGAUGAUUUUUUGCGAAACUUUUUGAUCAAGAUGGGAAUGCAUAAGACUUUUGACUGCUUCCAAACUGAGUGGUACGAAAUGAUGUACCGAGGAAUUCUUAAUUUGGAGCAAAUGGCAUUUGUUCCUGAUGUCUAUGUCCAGAACCAGCUAUUAGAUAAUGAGCUUAAGAGCCUAAGAAAGCAGAUUGAGAGUUACAAGCAAGCAGCAUUUAAGGCAGCAGAAAUAGUGGUGAAGCUGCAGAAGGAACGGGAUUUCCACAGGAUGCAGUACAGACGUGUCGUGCAGGAAAAGAACCGCCUGAUAGGUGACAUUAAACGAGUGAAGAAACACUAUGCAUCCUAUGAGCCAGCACUGAAACAACUGAAUGAUAAAUACAAGACUGCACUUAAACAGAAAAUGCUGACCAGUUUGGAAAGAGACAGAGCUGUCGCCGAGGUGACAGGUCUACAAGCUACUCUUCGCAAUGUAAAGCCAGAGUAUGACAUGCCUCCCUCAAGUUCAUCAAGUCAAGAAUUACGAGAAACCCAGGAUGACAGAAAGCAGGACAGUGAAGCAUUGGAACCCAGACAGCCAAGCAAAUAUGUCAGAAGCAGGCACCCAAAUGACUCCGAAUUUCCAGUGGACACUAGAGUCAAUCCGUACCUUUCCCAAAUCAAGGCAACUGCUAGUCAUAAAUCUGGAUACAGGCUGGCCAGUACCUUGAAUGUGCAUGAACUUCCAGUUAGCAGCUUGGCCUUGCAUCCUCGGAAGCAGGUCAUAGUCACCACAGGUGAUGAUCAUCUGUGGAAGAUGUGGUCACUUCCAAGUGGUGACAUUAUGAUGACUGGAGAAGGCCACAGUGACUGGUUGUCCAGCUGUUGUUUUCAUCCUGGUGGAGGCAAGCUGGCCACUGGCAGUGGCGACACUACCGUGAAAAUCUGGGAUUUUGCUAAAGGUGAGUGUGUCCUCACUUUUGAAGGUCACAGCCAUGCAGUUUGGGGCUGUGCUUGGCACUCAUGUGGUGAUUUCCUGGCAUCCUGUUCCAUGGACAACACUGGCAAAAUCUGGGACCUCAAUAGUGAGAGAUGCCGAUAUACACUGCGUGGUCAUGCUGAUGCUGUGAACAGCAUUGUGUUCCUACCCUUCUCUAACACCUUGCUUACGAGCUCAGCUGACAAAACCCUCUCACUGUGGGAUGCAAGGACUGGCCUCUGUGCUCAGACAUUUUAUGGCCAUUUGCAUUCCUGCAAUGAUGCAAACUUCAACAUGAUGGGAGACACAAUUGUGUCCUGUGACUCCUAUGGGACUGUGAAGCUAUGGGAUGUGCGAAGAAUGACAGCAAUGUUAACGAUUGAUGCUGGUCCGCACCCAAGCAAUCAAGUCACUUUUGACCCCCUAGGUCGUCUAGUCGCUAUAGCUAGCAAUGAUGGCUCAGUGAAACUCUUAGACCUUAGUUCAGGAAAGUUGUCUGACUUAGUGGGGCAUGAAGAUGCGGUGCAGUGUGUGUGUUUUGACCACAAAGGUGAAUACCUGAUAUCAGGAGGUUCUGAUGGCACCCUGCGUCUCUGGUCUUGAAGAUACAUGUAUGAGUCCCUUUACACUUUAAGAAAUUAACUAGUUUUGUAAUGAUUCAAAUUUAUUAUGUGUACUGCACAUUUCUUAAUUAUCAAUUAAUGUCAUGUUGGUAAACAGUUUAUGUAUAAAAGAUGGGAAACAGUCAUUGAGCUCAUACUCUUUGUAUUGCAUUCUGUUACCUUCUGUCCACUGGCAAAUCCUCUUAAUCCAGUUCAUAGUGGUGGGGCUGGUAGGAAUGGUGAUAAGGUAUGGGUCAUCCCUGGACGGGGCACCUACAGACCUACACUCAUUCAUAGUCUCCAAUGAACAAAACAUCUUUAAAAUGUGUUUGGGGGACCUGAAACACCUGAAGAGUAACAUAAACAAGCACAAUGAGACUGUGCAAACUCCACUGACAGAGAACCCAGAAUUCUGGAGCAGUGACACAGCAGCACUAAACACUGUGCCACCAUGCCCUGCCUGUUUCUGUUUAUAACAGAUUAAUUAGCCUGGUUUGCUUAAUUAACUUUUCUGCAACCCUGAACUGGAUGAGUAGGCCUAAGUUACAAAAUGGGUAGAUGGAUGAAUGUUUUAUCAACUGCUUGAAAAUGUCAAAAUCUUACACAGAUUUACUAAAUAUUUACUUUUUGUAUUGCACAAUGCAGCACUCAAAAUAAUAUUGCUAUAACAUGUUGAUUUAAUUUUAAUCAGAGUGCAGUACCUGUAGUUUUCCAAAUUAAUUUGUCUAAUAAAGUUAUAAAGCAUUCUUAUCUACUCUGGUAAAAAUCAUGAACAUGAAGUAGCCAAACACAAUCAUGAAGGCACAAAAGCCAAAAGAAGGGUAACUAUUUAUUGUUCUUUUUAGAUAAAGGCACUACAAAUAAUUAAUAUGUAAUAAAAAGUAAAGAUUUAUUUUUUGACCUGAUUUGACUAUAAAUGCAAUUCUUACUAUUGCAUCGUUACAAUUAUGUGUUAUACACUAAUAUUCUUUAUAAUGAAAAUUAGCCAUUUCCUGCUUGUUUUAAUAAAUGCUUAUAACUCUACAAUAA